AAAAAAAAAAAACCAUCAAAGUCUCUCCGCCGCUCCAAACAGAUCGAAAACCUAAAUUCUCGCUCUCUCUCUCGCUCUCUCUCCGAUCGAAACCAUGUCUGAUGUCCCCGUCAAGCUCUCCAGUUCAACAGUAGUCAUCUGGGACUUGGAGGAAUGCCCGAUCCCAGAAGGUCUAGAUGCUUCCGAUGUUUGUAGAAACGUGAAUGAGUCGCUUCAUCAGGGUGAGGGUUAUGUUCUAAUCAGGGCAUACUUCGACUUUUUUAAGUUCAUUGGUGAAAUUGGAAGUAGUACUGUACAAGUUAUACACGUACCUUCAGAAGCUAAAGAGGAGAGACGUAAAAAGAUUUUAGUGGAAUUGUUAGCAUUUGUAGCCAAAUUCUAUUACACACCAGUAAACAUAAUGCUCGUCGUUGGAGACAUCUCAGAACAUCACCAGUUCAGAAGGGCUCUCAUCUUUUUGAAAAAUCAGAAUUUCCACAAUGUUUUCUUGGCACUGCCUCAUCUUCCAUCAUCCGAGGAGGUCCUUGAUACAGUAAGUGGGUUUUGGCUUUGGAAAAACCUAUCGCUGGGAGGACCUCCUCGUUUUUUCUCUCCCAUUCCAAAUGUGGGCCUUGCGAGGCAUAUCGACUUGUCCUGUAAGAACGCAGACAGUAAGAAGACAUGUGUUUUCUGGGACGUCGUGGAUUGCCCGAUGCCUGAAGGUUACGGUGGUGUUAGGGAUGUUUCGCAGAACAUUAGACAGUCACUUAAGAAAUCCGGUUACAACGGUGAGGUAUCCAUCAGGGCUUAUGUGAAUCAGACCAAUGAUGAUUUCAACGAGUAUGCUUCUACCGACCCGGGAUUCAAGAUCUUACUUGCUCCACAAGGAGAUAGAGAUGCUAGACUUGAGAUGCUUCUAGUGGACCUUAUGAUCUGGGCAAUUGAAAAUCGUCCACCUGCAAAUUUUAUGCUUAUCCUUGGGGACAUCUUCGUGGGAGAUCAUCAUGAUUACAGGGAGUUCGUCAGGGCAUUUGUCACCUUGAAACGUUACACGUCUCUCUUGGCACAGCCUCAAAAGUCUGUAGUGAUGAAGUAUGCGGUAACGAAAUGGCUUUGGAAAAGCCUAUCAACUGGAGGAGACCAUCUUGAUGAUGCUGCCCUAAGUGAAACUUCACAAGGUAUUGACAAUAAUAAUUGUAUGGUUAACGCUGGAGGAGACCAUCUUGAUGAUGCUGCCCAAAGCGAAAGUUCACAAGGUAUUGACAAUAAUACUUGUACAAUUAACGCUGGAGGAGACCAUCUUGAUGCUGCUGCCCAAAGCCAAAGUUCACAAGGUAUUGACAAUAAUACUAGUACGGUUAGCGCUGGAGGAGACCAUCUUGAUGCUACUGCCCAAAGCGAAUGUUCACAAGGUAUUAACAAUAAUAAUUGUACGGUUACCGUUGGGGGAGACCAUCUUGAUGCUGCUGCCCAAAGCCAAAGUUCACAAGAUAUUGACAAUAAUACAUGUACGGUUAGCGUUGCGGGAGACCAUCUUGAUGCUGCCCAAAGCCAAAGUUCACAAGGCUCCUAUCCAAUAUCUCCCUCGGUUAAUAAAAACACUGUGAAAGCCGCAACACGCUCUUCUUACAUGCCUCACUUCAUUGACACUAAGACUAAGAAGACAUGUGUUUUCUGGGACGUCGUGGAUUGCCCUAUGCCUGAAGGUCACAGUGUUACGCAAAACAUUAGACAGUCACUUAAGAAAUCGGGUUACAACGGUGAGGUAUCCAUCAGGGCUUAUAUGAAUCAGACCAAUGAUGAUUUUAACGAGUAUGUUUCUACCGACCCCGGAUUCGAGAUCAUACUUGCUGAAGGAGAUAGAGUUGCGAGACUUGAGAUGCUUCUAGUGGACCUUCUAAUCUGGGCAAUUAAGAAUCGUCCACCUGCAAAUUAUAUGCUUAUCCUUGGGGACAUCUUCGUGGGAGAUGAUGAUGAUUACAGGGAGUUUGUCAAGGCAUUCGUCCGGUUGGAAUAUAGACAUUUCACAUGUCUCUUGGUACAGCCUCAAAAGUCAUUAGUCAUGAGAGAUUAUGCGGUAAAAAAAUGGUGGCUUUGGAAAUACUUAUCAACUGGAGUAGACCAUCUUGAUGCUGCUGAUGCUGCCCAAAGCGAAAGUUCACAAGGUGUUGACAAUACUUGUAGUGCAAGUAGUUCAUAAGGUGUCUGUCUGUGCGUAGCCCUGAAGUCUAUCUAUAUGCAGAGAAAAAUUGUGGAGCUACUCAGGGUUAUUUUCUUAACUUUUGUUUCGAUGUCGGUCUCUUCUCGUCCUAGUUACUCUUUCAUUUUAUUGCAUAAAAACUCUGCUAUCCAAUAUCUCCCUCUCAUGAAAAUAUAUAGUCACAAUGGAAGAAAAUUUUGCAAG
This is a messenger RNA of Camelina sativa (false flax), 2383 nucleotides long. RefSeq lists its product as uncharacterized. Gene Ontology annotation, cellular component: peroxisome. The record is from RefSeq and is a predicted model, not a curated record. Gene Ontology annotation, molecular function: RNA nuclease activity. Gene Ontology annotation, biological process: regulation of gene expression. Lineage: Eukaryota; Viridiplantae; Streptophyta; Magnoliopsida; Brassicales; Brassicaceae.